AUGAGCGCUUCAGUGGCAGUGUACAGGAAUAUUUACACGGAGGACCGCUUCAAGCAGGCCUACGGCUCCGAGGAGAAGAGCAGCGGGAGUCUGCGGCUGCGGGAGAGGCUGGCUGGAGGCUGCAGGUGUUCCCGGCGAGCCUGGCUUCACCUGUUGAAACUGAGAGUGCCCAUUUUCAGCUGGCUGCCGAGGUACAGGUUCAAGAAGUGGAUUUUAGGAGACACGAUAGCGGGACUGACAGUCGGUAUUCUUCACAUUCCCCAAGGAAUGGCCUUCGCUUUACUCACAUCGGUGGCACCGAUAUUUGGCCUGUACACGUCCUUCUUCCCUGUAGUCCUGUACAUGUUGUUUGGCACAGGUCGCCAUGUUUCCACAGGUACCUUUGCUGUGGUGAGUCUGAUGACUGGCUCUGUGGUGGAGCAGCUGGUGCCUACUCCUCUGGAGCUCAACUCCAGCUCCUCUGAAGCAGCAGACUUCGAGGCCCAGAGGAUUGGAGUGGCCUCAGCCGUAGCGCUUCUCUCAGGGAUUAUUAUGCUCUGCAUGUUCGGUCUCCAGCUGGGUUUCCUCUCCACUUAUCUGUCGGAGCCGAUUGUUAAGGCGUUCACCAGUGCCGCCGCCUUCCAUGUCACCGUCUCCCAGCUACAAAGCAUGCUGGGGCUGCGGCUCCCUCGCCACACUGGGACCUUCUCCCUCUUCAAGACCCUUGCGUCAGUGAUGGAGAACUUGCCUCACACCAACAUGGCCGAGCUGCUCAUCUCCCUGUUGUGUUUGGCCAUCCUGGUCCCGGUGAAGGAGAUCAACAUGCGCUUCCGGCAGCGACUACGCACACCUAUCCCUGUGGAGAUCCUCACGGUGAUUAUAGCUACCGGAGUGGCCUACGCCUCCUCGCUGGAUUCGACAUAUGACAUUCAGAUCGUUGGCCAUAUCCCUGCUGGUUUCCCAAUGCCACGGAUACCGGCCUUGCACACUUUCCCUGACAUUGCUGGAGACACAGUUGCCAUAACAUUUGUUGGUUAUGCUGUGUCGGUCUCGCUGGCAAUGAUCUAUGCUGAUAAACAUGGGUACUCCAUACAUCCCAAUCAGGAGCUGCUGGCCCAUGGCAUUUCCAACACCGUCUCCUCGCUUUUCACCUGCUUCCCAAGCUCAGCCACUCUGGCCACCACUAACAUACUGGAGAGUGCUGGAGGAUACACACAGCUGUCUGGCUUGUUCACCAGCCUGGUGGUUCUGAUCGUCCUGCUGCUGAUUGGACCUCUGUUCUACUUCCUACCUAAGGCAGUACUGGCAUGCAUCAACGUCACCAGCCUCCGACAGAUGUUCCUGCAGUUCCAGGACCUGCCUGAACUGUGGAGAAUCAGCAAGAUUGACUUUAUGGUGUGGGUGGUGACCUGGCUGUCUGUAGUGGUGCUCAACGUGGACCUCGGUCUAGCCAUUGGAGUGGUUUUCUCUAUGAUGACCGUCAUCUGCCGUACACAAAGGGCUGGCUGCUCAGUGCUUGGCAGGGCCAGCAACACAGAGAUUUACAGACCUCUGCAGAACCACAGCAAGUGCUAUGAGGUGCCUGGAGUGAAGAUCCUGACCUACAAUGGGCCCAUUUACUACGGGAAUCGCAGCUUCUUCAGGGAGGAGAUGAGCCGACUGCUGGGUCUGACUCCAGAGAGGAUUCGCAGCCGCGAGAAGGCCAGGAAGGCCCUGGAGAAGAGGGAGAGAGAGAGCACAGUCAGUACUGUGGAGAGAGGUGUUGCAAACACAUCAUUCUCAUCAGAAAAUGAGAUAUUUAAAUCUGAAACAUCUGAGAAUGAUGUCCAGGCUGUGUUAAUUGACUGCAGCAGUGUGAUAUUUGUUGAUGUUGCUGGAGCCAGACUCUUUAUACAGAUGUGUAUUGAAUGCCAGAAAGUUGGAGUUCGCAUAUAUUUGGCAAACUGCAACGAGAGCGUCUUAAAGAUCCUUACAUCAAGCGGUCUAAUGAGCUACAUGAAUCCUCAACAUAUUUUCGUUACUGUCCAUGAUGCCGUGGUUUACAUUGAACAGCAGAAGGAGAAACCUCCAGAAAACACCCCAACUGUUUGGGUGUGAGCUGGGUCACCCGUGAUUGGUCAAACUCGUUACCUGACGAGUGUCUGGAAAAUUGUUGAAGGCAUUAGGACCCGCUUGAUUCUUCAGUGAGGGCUGCAUUAGGGGUCCCUACUGUGUAAGGGGCCAGACUGUCCGACUGUACU
Myripristis murdjan (pinecone soldierfish) is the source of this 2219-nucleotide messenger RNA. RefSeq names its product solute carrier family 26 member 10 (gene slc26a10). Gene Ontology annotation, cellular component: membrane. The record is from RefSeq and is a predicted model, not a curated record. NCBI's taxonomy places the organism in Eukaryota, Metazoa, Chordata, Actinopteri, Holocentriformes, Holocentridae. Gene Ontology annotation, biological process: transmembrane transport. The coding region runs from base 1 to 2076 and encodes 691 amino acids. The transcript is spliced from 18 exons.